Messenger RNA from Onychostoma macrolepis, 4657 nucleotides. It is a transcript of the gene evi2b, whose product is annotated as protein EVI2B. The transcript has 4 exons. The record is from RefSeq and is a predicted model, not a curated record. Lineage: Eukaryota; Metazoa; Chordata; Actinopteri; Cypriniformes; Cyprinidae. The coding region runs from base 2166 to 3755 and encodes 529 amino acids.
UCUGUCUGUGCACACACGUACAAAUUGGGCAUUUGUGCACAACACUUAGGAUAAUAGAUAUUGGGUAGAAGAGCUAGUCAGCCUGGAUAAGAUCACAAGAGGAAUGAUUCAGGAACACAAGAGCCAGAAACACUUUAAGCGGUCAAGAGCAUCUCAACUGAAGAACACCUUAAUAACAUCAGCAAACGUGGGGGACAGGAAGUGAUUGUGUACCGUAUAGCAAUAUAUCAAGGCUCAUUGCUUCAGAUCGUGGUUCAUCUACUAGCUCUCCCUCUCCGGAUAAGUCCCUAGGAAAGGUUCUAGAUCUACUUUAAUCUCAAAAUACAGUGACAAUGCAGACCGCAAACGAGCUGAUGUACAACACCACCACAGAAGAGUAUGAGGUCCUCAACAUUUCUUUUGCAACGACUAGUUUGCCUGCAACUGGUGCCGCCGAGAUCAGCUGUUUUAUCGAUGCCCAGCUAGCGUUUAUAGCAACAGCAACUGCUGGCGGCAUCAUCCUGGUCCUUCUAACCUCCACCAUAGUGUUGGCAUGUACCGUCUCAAGCCUGAAACGUCGUCACCGGGCCCCUCGUCCAUCCCGAAGCAAUGCAGACCUAGUGAGUGGAACGGGCUACUGGGGUACCGAGAGAAGAGAGGGCGGCAUUGUGGGUCCAUGCGAAACCAGCGUUCUACUGGAGGAGGUAAAGACAGACGGCGAGGAGGAAGAGAUCCAUGAUGGCGCGGCAGGGCCGAGCCAAUACAUCACCACUUCUAACGCAGCCGGUGAUUCAGAGAGCAUCCCGACAGCCAUGCAGAGCUCAACCUCCAGGGAUUCUUGCAUAGAUCCCAUAAGUUUGGAGAAUAUGCCUCUGAUGGUGUAAAGUAGAAGAGCUUUUUUUGUAUGCUGGGCUCUGAUGUCAGGCAUUUUACUUCUCUUUUUUGCCUUUUUUAAAAUGUCUUCAACAUCUACUGCAGUAAAAAAGCAAGCUAACAAAAGUUCCCAGUUACAAGUGGUCAUACAGGGUUUUUCAGAAUUGUUUAACUAACUACAAUUUCUGCUCAUCCUGUUAAAAGGAAUUUUCUUGUAAUAUUAGAUGAAUUUGAUGGGUCAAAUAGUCAGUAAAUGGAAAACUUUGACCUUUUCACAGAUGAGGUCAAUGCAGUUUUCUCAUCUCAAUCAGCUAUGGAGAUCUGUUUAGUCUGUUUAGGAUGACAAGGACAAUAAGAAAAUGAAAUUUCUGUGUAUGAUUGUAUAUUUUGUGAAAUUGGUAUUUAACAUCAGUAUUGACUGAAAUUUUUUUAAUACAGCAAGCAGCAGCACAUACCCAGAAAUCGAAAAGCACAUUCACUUUCUGUAGAUGGAAGCGAAAUAGAUGAACGCUAUACUCUGCAUAAAUAGCAGACCACAAUGUGCCUAAAACUGGUGUUGUAAUUUCUACAGUAAUUUCCACUACAGUCACCUGCAUUGCAAAAAUAAUGAACACGCAUCUGCCAUUAGUCAGUCAAACAGUUUAGAUGGAACAGACUACGAAUUACUUAUUUAUAUUUGACUCCAAAUAUUAAGCAGGGACAAAAGAAAUCACACACUUUAGCUUUAAAAUGGGUAAAGCAAUACCACACAGCCUUAAAAAUCCUAUAACAAUGAGCACGUUUUCUAUCUCAGAACACUGACAUCUCAAUAUAAAUAAAAUGAAAUGCUAAUGACAAAAAUGCUUGUUCUGUUUAUCAUUUACAACCAGAUUUUGAUAUUGCCUGAGUGUUGCAAUGCUACUGUUAAUAUAGUUGGCAGAUUUUGAAGGUAUUAUUGGUGGUUGAAAAGGAACUUUCCAAGAUUACAAAAUGAGAGACAUGAGAUAAUUUCUCUUUAGAUGGCUUCUGCUCUGCAAAGAAUUCUUACAAUUAGAUAAAUCUGAAGAUAAUUAAUAACCGUUCUUUAAAAAAAAAAAAAAAUUAACAUCAAUGCUUUAAAACACACAUUAAAAAUGAGCCUCAUAUCCUAGAACAGAGUUUAGACAGAAAAAAAGUGCUUCUGUUUUUCAUACUCCGUUACCACAGAUUCUUUCCUCAGAAAAAAAAAAACAACUGCUAUUAGCAAAAACGAAUGCAGCCAUUUCACAGCUUCAUUUCCUGUCAAGUGAAGUGACAGUUCCGUAUUCAUCUCUAUAUACUUCAGUCUUUAACAAAUGCUUCAGAGGAUGCCUGGGUUCUCUAAGGACACCAUGAGGACUACUCUUUGCACACUUGUCUUCCUCUUCUCUCUACCAUGGAGUCUAAAUGGCCAUUUAACAACCAGCAAUAAGAAUAUUGCGGUAACAAACCCAGCAGAAAAUGCAUCACGGCAGAGGGACUACACUACUGAUUCUGGAACAGAAAACGUGGUUUCACUUUCAAGAAGGGUUCAGACGCAACAACUUACGAGUCACUCUGAGCAGCGAGAGAUCAGGCUGAGGACAGCCAAUGAUGAAGAUGAGACAUCAAGGACAAGGAGGGAUGUACAUUAUGACAAACACAACUUUACUACUACGUCCACACACCCUGAAGCGCAAAUGCAGGACGAGGUAACUCAAAAAAAGGAACAACAAAAACCAACAGAAAGUUCCCGCAGACCACAUAUUACAUCUCUUUUGCAAACAGAGAAUGCUACAGAAUUUAAUGUCUUUGCUAAACCAUCCGAUGCCACAAGAGCAGAUGUUUCGGCAGAGGAAAAGACGAGCAGUGGACUUUCUGAGACACAGAAAGCCACUCAGGAAACACCUUCUACUUCCGAUUUCUCUGGGCUUUAUGAUGCGCAAGCAAAUACAAGAGUCAUGGAAACCAGCAACAAAGCCAGCACAAAUAAAGAUGUUCCAAUAGCCCAGCCCACAAUGGAGACUUCAGGCCAACCAAGCCCAAUGACUCAUGCCCACACUUCCGCAAUAGCAACUGUGGCAGAUUUCAAAGGGACUCUAAGCACCAAUGGAGUGAAAACCACAGAGGUGAAAGAAGUCACAGACAAGUGGACACGCACUCAAGGACCUGAGCUUGAGACUUUAUCUACGACUAAGCCAAAGAUGAUGUUGACGACCACUAGAAAGACCACCAAAAAGCUAAGACCUCCUCCACCAAAAGACAAGCAGCAAGCGAACCCAGGUCCUGCUGUGGGGGCUGUGAUCGGCACCACAUUUGUCUUGAUGUUCAUAGCCAUAAUCUUUAUCUUGGUAAGGAAAAGCAAAAUGCAAAGAAAGCAGCUAGAAAAUCCCGAGUGGGCCGGACCCUCACCAUUUCUGGAUGGCGACGUUCAAGCGAACCUGCCAAAUACGGAAGAAUCCGAGGCCAUCAAUAGACAAGGCUUCAACCAGAUGUCCAGAUACCUCUCCCAACGGCUCUCAAAACACCUGACAUUCGGGAGGAACUCAAGUGAGGAAGUUCUCAUGGGGGACAUCCUGCAAGGAAGCACGUUUGGCAGACAAAAUCCAGAUGAGGUCCAAGCCCCCAAUGGGAACCCCAUAGCUGCUCAAGACUCAACCGAGACAGAAGAAAACAAAAUCCUGGAAGGUCAAGAAUCUGUGCACUCUUCUGAUACCAAAACACCUACGUCAGGAAGUGAACAAGAAACUGUGAAAGAAUCAAAGCAGACUGAUGACCUCACUGCAUCCAUGUCUUCUGGCCCGGAUACUGUAAUUAAACCUCCUCUACCUUUAGUGUCUAUAGAUCUUGAUUCACUUUCAGAAGAAGCAGCUCCUUUGCAAACAUCAGAUGGUGGGAUUAUUCCACCAGCUCCACCACUGCCCUAAUCUCAUGUGACUAUCUACAAACCAACCAACAUACUCAAAUUUUCUUUCUAAAAAUCAAACAAAUUAUGUAAACAUGAUUGCUUGUGACCUUGAUGCAUCAAAACCAAAAGUUCAGGACAUAAUGAAGAGGUUGUGGUUUUUAUUAGCCAAUAGGCUUUAAUUAUGUCACAAUUGGUAAUCAUGAUACGCUACUUGCCAAUCAAUGGCAGCUUCAUCUGGAGAGAAUCUGACUGGACAAAAAGCUGUGUAGUUCGUGAUGAGUCAUCAAUAUUCUUGGUCAGGGGUGUCCAAUCCUUCUCCUGGAGGACCAAUGUCCAGCAGAAUUUAGCUCCAACACACUUGCCUAGAAGUUUAUAGUAAGUCUGAAGAUCUUAUUCAACUGCUUCAGGUGUGUUUAAAUAGGGUUGGAGCUAAAUUUUACAGGACAGUGGCCCUCCAACAGGUUUAGACACUGCAGUUCUUGGUUGAUUUACCCAGAAGAGAGCCUGUACAUUUUAAAUCUGUAUAUCUGCUUAAGGUUAGUGCAAGCACACCAGCAUAUAGCUGCUUCAAAGCUAAGAACUAAGAGCUAACAAAAAGAUUUCAUUAGGUCUUUAAAACGUCAAUGCUUUUGUCAUUUUAAUACUUUAACAGCUAAAAGCAAAAGCAUGUAUGGCUAGCUCAUGCAUAAAAUCCACAGCAUGUCCAGUCUUCGUUCUUAAUAACUUAAGUGUGUGUGAGAAAGAGAAUGUAGCCUUAAUACCCAGUUUGUGAAUGAAUUACUGCAUUGCUAUAGCUACUGGGAGCAUGUCUGAGCUUCAAACUGAGAGGAACUGUCAGACGAACAGACCCAAUUGCAGCUCACUCUAAAAAUACAAAGUGUUGCAACAACACGGUCUUGUGUCCUUCUUUCCUUCAGCUGU